AUGUUGAGUUUUAACUUUCUAGUGGAAAAAUACAAGCUUUUUCAUACGUAUUUAUGUGUAACUGUUAUCUACCUAAUUACAUUCUUAUAUUAUAUAUCCUCAAAAAUUUAUGAUUUCAUCAUUUCCCAUGUAACCCAUUUUGUAAUUGAGCUAUUUUACUUCAUUUUUGCAUCAAUUUUUGGCUUUUUAAUCUUGAAAAGACUAAACCCAAGAACAAACCCUAAUUAUAACCCAAAAAACCUAGAUCUUUUCUUCACCUCAGUAUCAUCUAUAACAGUUUCAAGUAUGUCAACCAUUGAAAUGGAAGUAUUUUCCAAUACCCAACUCAUAAUUUUAACCAUUUUAAUGUUCAUAGGAGGUGAAAUAUUCACAUCAAUGGUAGGUCUUCAUUUUUCAGCCUCCAAACUUAAGUAUACACCUAAAGCAAGAAGUAGGGUUAAUUCAGUAGCUAGCCUACCACUUCCUCCAGAAAGUUUGGACUUAGGAAUCAUUAUCCAAUCAUCAACAACAAUAACCCAAGAUGUUAUUACAUCAUCCACUACUCUGGAAAAAACAAAAUCAGAAAUAGAUUUUCUUAUAAAAUCAAAAUCUGUUAAGGUUUUAGGUUUUUUAGUUUUGGGCUAUUUAAUAAUAUUUCAUGUGUUAGGAACUUUUAUGGUAUUAGUAUAUGUUAAUAUCAUAUCAAGUGUUAAAAAUGUUCUUAAGAAAAAAGGGUUUAAAACAUUUACUUUUUCAAUUUUUACCAUUGUUUCUACUUUUGCUAGUUGUGGCUUUAUCCCUACUAAUGAAAACAUGCUUGUUUUUCGCAAAAAUUCUGGUCUUUUAUUGAUUUUAAUCCCUCAUAAUCUCUUAGGAAACACAUUAUUUCCUUCUUUUCUUCGAUUUUCGAUAUGGGUAUUAAGCAAAUUUGGGAAAAAAGAUGAGGCUAUGUUUUUGAUGAGGAAUACAAAGGAGAUUGGGUAUCAUCAUUUGCUUCCUAGCAAGCAUUCUAAGCUUUUGUUUGUGACAGUUUUAGGGUUUAUUUUGGUGCAAUUUGUGAUGUUUUGUGGUAUGGAAUGGAGCAAUGAAGGAUUAAAUGGUCUUAAUAUUUUUGAGAAAGUAGUGGGAAUAUUGUUCCAAUGUGUGAAUUCAAGGCAUACAGGUGAAAGCAUUAUGGAUCUUUCUUCUAUUGCAUCAGCUAUAUUGGUCUUGUUUAUGGCCAUGAUGUAUCUUCCACCCUAUACAUCAUUUCUACCAAUAGGAGAUGAAGAAGAAAAAUAUCCACAUAUAAUAUAUCCAUGUAAAAAUAAUGUAGAAAAGAAAAGAAAAAAGUUACUCAAGAAUUUAAUAUUGUCUCAACUAAGCUACAUUGUCAUCUUCAUCAUAAUCAUAUGCAUUAUAGAGAGGCAAAAGAUUAAAGAUGAUCCCCUCAAUUUCAACGUUUUCAACAUCGCCUUCGAAGUUGUUAGCGCAUAUGGAAAUGUUGGUUUCUCGACGGGGUACAGUUGUGGGAGGCAAUUAAAAGCAGAUCCAAAAUGUGUAAAUAAAAUGUAUGGAUUUGUAGGGAGUUGGAGUGACGAAGGGAAGAUGGUUCUAAUUAUAGUCAUGUUCUUUGGAAGACUCAAGAAAUUUAACCUUAAAGGAGCUAAACCAUGGAGACUUCUCUAAGCUAAUUCUUGUUACAUCAAUUAUAUAUAUUGAAAACUUCUUACAUCCAUUCCUCCCAAUAUAUGUUGCUUCUUCUCAUUCAAAAGAAUUUCCCAAACAUAUUGUUGAUACAUUAGAGAUAUACAAAGUAUAUUCUUAAAAUAUGUACAUU
Amaranthus tricolor (Joseph's coat) is the source of this 1798-nucleotide messenger RNA. Its product is annotated as sodium transporter HKT1-like. The transcript has 3 exons. Bases 1 to 1647 code for a protein of 548 amino acids. The record is from RefSeq and is a predicted model, not a curated record. Gene Ontology annotation, biological process: monoatomic cation transport; transmembrane transport. Gene Ontology annotation, cellular component: plasma membrane. Gene Ontology annotation, molecular function: monoatomic cation transmembrane transporter activity. Lineage: Eukaryota; Viridiplantae; Streptophyta; Magnoliopsida; Caryophyllales; Amaranthaceae.